UUUGUUUACAUUUAUCGAAAUGCUUCGAAGACUUUUAAAACUCACUUUAAUUCCGAGAAGAAAUUUCCCACAAAUCGAAUGUCGCGUUUUUAUGGAACAAAAUGCAAAUCCCGAGAAGGUCUUACACACAGAUGACAUCGUGGACGAGCUGAGAGCUUUUACGAAUGCCAAACUUUUAGCCACAAACUUAUCAAUUCCGUCGUUAAAAACAAUCGUUCCUCUCUUCACGGAACUCUUAGAAUGUGAUGAAACUGUAGCCAAAGAAGUUGCUCGAAAGCACUUGAAGGAAAUUAAGACAAUGACAAUGAAGGAAUUGCGAACACAGCUCGAGACUUACAUCGAAGCCGGUUUCGAUCGAAAACUUCUUCUGCAACAUUCGGAAGUACUAUCCAUGAUUCCCGGGAUAGUUCGUGAAAAGCUCGAAAUUUUACGGGCAAUGCCAACUGGUGAAAACGGCAACGGAUUAAAUGACUACUUGCCAUUGAUGAAACUCGAAGUCGAGGAUUUAAAGAAAUUUCGUGACACUUUAAACCGUGAUAAGCGAAUGAAGAUGCCAUUCGGGGAUCGACUUCAUUUUUUGAGCAACAAUCUCGAUGUGGAACCCUACAAAAUUUCAAAACUUUUUCUAAAAUAUCCAUAUUUAAAAUCGCUACGAAGAGCUCUGAUCGUCAAAAAUACCGAAGUUUUUUUGCGUUACAAAGUGCCUAAACCAAAAAUCCUCAAAAGCGGCUACACGCUACAAUCAAAUCCUUCAAGCAAAGUUCAAAAUCGCUUAGAAAACGCAAAACCAAUCAAAGGUGAGGACAACUUACAUGCAUGGCUCGGAUAUGUUGAUGAAAAAAUUUACGAUAAUACCCUGAAUUACGCUUCUGAAAAUCGUGAACCGUUGAAAGAGGUGGGUGCGGAAGACAAUAUUGAUUAUUUCAGGAAGCGUCUUGGAUUAAAUGACACCGAAACGGAAUUCUUUUUGAUGAAAUAUCCGCGAACUAAGAGAAUGACAGUGCGAGUAAUGAAAGCGCAUCUGGAUUUUUUGUUAGACGAAGCGGGAUAUCCGGCAGAAAAAAUUGCAAAAGUUCCGUAUUUAUUUUCUUAUAGCGUCAAAACACUCAGAAAACGCCACGAAGAACUUAAAAAAUUAAAUCAUGAGUUGGAGAGUUUGUACCCAUUAUCGAGACCGUCAAAGGAGUGGGAUGAGUACAUCCAAAAACUGAAAAAUGAUAAAAAAUAUUGAAACGCCUUCAGAAAAGUGAAACUUACCUUAAAUUAAAAGUUUUAAAAAAAUUUAAAAAAAAUUAGAAAUUUUUGCAAUUUAUUUAUUCGACAAAAAAAAAGAAAAAUAACUUAAUCAAAUAUAAUUCUAUGAA
Culicoides brevitarsis is the source of this 1364-nucleotide messenger RNA. RefSeq lists its product as uncharacterized. The record is from RefSeq and is a predicted model, not a curated record. The coding region runs from base 20 to 1231 and encodes 403 amino acids. Gene Ontology annotation, molecular function: double-stranded DNA binding. Lineage: Eukaryota; Metazoa; Arthropoda; Insecta; Diptera; Ceratopogonidae. The transcript is spliced from 2 exons. Gene Ontology annotation, biological process: termination of mitochondrial transcription; regulation of DNA-templated transcription. Gene Ontology annotation, cellular component: mitochondrial matrix.